Molecule: messenger RNA, 441 nt
Organism: Symbiodinium necroappetens
Lineage: Eukaryota; Dinophyceae; Suessiales; Symbiodiniaceae
Source: the annotation of a GenBank genome assembly
AUGGAGCCCGAUGUCUACUCAGAAAGUGAUGCCCUGCGGGCGCUUCUGCGACGCCGCGGGCCUUGCGCCUCGAAGCGUGUAAGUGUUGUCCCACUUCCAGAGGAGGAGCAUCUCUCCUGGGCAGAUGGCCUGGAAGUGUGGCCUUUGCAGAGCCGACGCAAUGCAGAGGCGGCUGCAGCUCAUGCUGGCCUGGCACUGGUGGAAGGCUGGGCCAUCUAUGAUCUCCUUGAUGACGUGACUGGUGCAGCUUUCGUGGCGGAGAGGUACUGGUGGAAUGCCACGGACGAUGGAACUUGGGUGGAUUUCAGCCCAAGGCCUGAGAACAUGGAGCAGCUGCUGCUGGCUGAGGCCUUCGUGCCAGCUGAAGCUCGAGAGGCGACCGUCCUGACGGCGGAAGCGCAGGACUUGGCCGAACAUCUGGCGAAGCUCCGCUUCCCGAAG